UAUUGUUCGUUUCUCUUCGCAGCGGCCGCAAGCGCCGACCGAGUGCCACGGAGGAUGCCGACACCAUGGACGACUGCAUGGCCGCCAUGGUCCUGAUGCGCCUGUCGUGCAGCCCAAAGUCUCCCAAGGUGCCAUCAGACGGCGCUGGAACCCUUUCCUGGACCAGCUCAAGCUCUGGGGCGUCCAGCUGGGACAGCGACCGGUCCCCACCAAGGACGGGGACCCCAUCCCCACCGGGUGGCUCCGGCAGCGGUGUCCCCGAUGCCCGCACCUUCUGGCGCAUGUCCCCAACACAGGACGAGGGCAUCGACCUCUACGAAGCCACCGGCUUUUCUGCCGAGUCCUGCUGCCCAAAGAAAAAGAGGGUGCUGUACAAGUGCAUGUGGAAGGAGUGCGGUGCAAGGUUCACCACCUGCAAGGAUGUCGAGAAGCACGUUCGAGUGAAACACCUUGGGCGAGGCGAUGAGAGUGAGGACUCGGCGUCGAGCGACCACGAGGAGGAGUUCUACUACACGGAGAGCGAGGAGGAGAACGUGGGCGAGGGAGAGGUGGAGGGCGACUCGUCCUCGGGAGGCACGCUGCUGGAGGAGAGCGGGGAGAGCCUUCCCAACAUCUACACCUCCUCGGCGCCAACCCUGAGCCACCUGGACAUGGCGAGGCCACCCCAUGAGGACCCCCAGUACCAUGUGCUCACACGGACCGUCCCAGUCCUGACGCCACCCGGCCUGACGACGGCGUCACCCAUCAACAUUCCCACGGUGCAGCGGUCCUUCUCUUGGCAGCCACACAACGGCGCAAGUGCACCCACAGCUAUGGUCUCGCCUCAAAAGUUCAUGCGCCUGAGCCCCAAGACGCUGUCGGCGUCCCCCAAGAGCUCCCCCUUGCACCGGCGCGUGCGCUCCGAGAGCCGCAAGUGCCGCAAGAUUCACGGCAUGGAGAACAAAGACAUGUGGUGCACCCAGUGCAAGUGGAAGAAGGCCUGUAGCCGCUACGUCGACUGAGGCCCCCCGGGCAGCAACCGCUCAGCUUGCUCCGCAAGUUGCGCGACAACCCCUUUCACUCACACAUACACACACACCUCUUUUGCUCAUCCUCACAUCUUUCUUUGUCUAUACAUUCGCUUGUUGUGUGGGCAUGCCCCGUUUCCGUCUGCCGCGCGGGCUGCUCGCUGUCGAUGCGGAAUUUCGGGGGGAACCCCGCAUGCCCUCGUAGGGACAGCGGUUGGGGCUUGUUUAGCAAUGAGAUAGCUUAAGUCUCCACUUCCGAAAUAUCCAUUCGAAUGAGACCCAGAACUUCCUUAUUCCCCGGUACACACGAUUGGUGCAAUAAGUUGUCAAAGUGCAACGAAAGUCGAGCGGAUUGCUGUUGCAUUAAUCCACCUUUGUCCCCCCCCCCAGGCUCCCAGGAGAGGGAGCUGCCGCACCACCUCCGAGCAGCCUGUAUCGCUGUAAAUAAGAGCGUUUUUAAGUUUAUUUUUUGUCCUCCACGACAUGUUAUUUACACCCAUUUUUCUCAUUCGUCCGUCUUGCAGUUACUAGGGCUGCAUUUUCUCCUCCAUACACAAUUACGUCUACAUUUUAUUCCGCCCGGCGGCAUAUUGAGUAUAUGUAACACCCGUAUUUCUUACAUUAUUUUGUGGAACCAUUCGCAUUUCAACCAACCUUGCAUGGUGAAUUGUUUUCGGAGGUGCGUGCACACCCAAAACAUUUUGAGUGCAAAAAACUAUAGAAUUUGAAAACGGGGACGUUGAAGACCUCCCAGGGGUUGAAUUGAAUAUUCCUUUCUCAGAAUCGUCUUCUCACGUACACGGCACAUUCACUUUCGUGUCUGAUCUCUUGCAAUGUUCGGUACCCACGCACCUCCGGCCAUUGUUCAUGCUCAGCCCGUGCCACAGAAAAGCCAUCCGUUAUUUUAUUUUUUCGGUCAGCAUCGUUCCAUCCCAUGCCACUCUCAAUUCUCAUUCUGCCUCAAAUAAUAAGAGCAGAAACUUGCCAUCAUCACAUCCUCUCCAGCAGCUUGGCUUGCUACAACCCACACUAAUGUUUAAGAACAACAAAGAAGCCGCUCAAUGCGCUGAUCAACACGUCACGUCUGCCCUUUGCGAACAAGUUCUCGGAGUUCAAAGUCAAAGUCCUCUCUGGAACAAGUUCCGGAGAGGACUUCGACUGACGUGGAACAAGACUCGGAAAGAAUCUGACCAAAUACAAAAUUAAUCAAUUUUAUCUUGUCGCCUCACAUUAAUAACGCCAGUAGUUCACGUUUCAAAGGUGGGCAACGAACACUCCUCGAAGCAGACUAGGUGACAAAAUUUAUUAAAAUAUCUGCCAUUCCUUGUUUUCGCUCGGUAAUUUUCUCAAGCAGCUUGGAAGUAUCUUAAGAGGCCUGCUGAACAAUCAAAACGAAUAAAAAACGUUAGCAUGGUUUAGAAUAAUUAUGAUAUCGGCAAAACAAGCCAUGGGCUUGCUAUUACACUAAUCAGGAUGCACUUGUGCAUUAAACUACUCCCUGUCUAAGAUUCUGUCCUCACACACAAUGCCAAACGACUCUCGCGACAGACACCACGACAACACCCAAAAGCAACGGCAGAAUCCAGCGGAGAACUUAGUUUCACACCAUGGUUGGACGCUCGGCGAGAGAGUCUGCAACGUCACCAACCACUGCGACUCGCUAGCACCGCGCUGCGAUUGGCCAACACCAAGGUCGAGCACGGUGCUAGCCAAUCGCGGCGGUCGUCAAUCUCGUCGACUUUCUCAUCGAGUGUCGAACUUAGAGCCCCAGGAGUUAUCCCCAUCUUUUAAUGAAAGAUCAUCCUGCACCUGCCAUCUAACCAAAACAGAUUUCAGCUGUUAACCAAAUCGGAAACCAGAUAGCAGCCAAGCUACGCUUCCGACGAAGCCGCUGCUCGUUAACCUUUCGUUCGAGUGGCUUUGCCCAAAGUCCAGGCAAACGACGAGGAUAAAAGCUGGUGCUAACUAAUGUGCUGACCAGUGUGACGAACAGUGUAACUCGCAACGGGUGUUGCGACGGGUGUGGGAGUAAGCCAAGCUCCGAGAGACAAUGUACGUCGAUUGUUUGUUGGUUGAAUGACCACACGCUCUAGCGGACAAGCGCGGCUACCGUACUAAACGCAAGCGCUGUCUCAUAGCCAGACAGCGGAUUGAAGCCCGGCAGCUGUAGCCAAUCUUCGGGCGAACAGAACGUGAAUCUCCGGCGCGUUCGCGCGCCGCACUCUCACCAGUGGUCUCAAAGCUGAAGGAUUUCCGCGUGCGUGUCAUGUGUGUCCUGUGCCUCUGUUUGUACAUAAAAGUGGAAAGCUGAAGCUCUUGAAAAGGAUGAAAUUAACCGGUGCCAGGUUUGUUGGGUUCAGAGGUGCCCUGAAGCGCGAGUUGGGAGACGGCGCACGAAAGAGGCUGGCGAAGACGGCACACUUCCCUACACCCCCCCCAUAGAAUGCAGUGCAUCUGUGCUAACUUGACGAGCAGACGAGACAUGCAGACGUAAUGGUACGCUGUUCCGUUCUCCGAUUGCAAUAUUCGAGUGUCUUAAAUGCAAGUUAGUACUGCCUUUCUUUUCUUACUGUAGAGCAUCCAAAUGAAUCCUACUAUUCUUUCAAAAACAAGGAGCACAGUUUCUGAACCAUAACUAAAUUUAUCAAGUUGUCGCCGAUUAAACGCUGUUAAUACGAGGCUGCAAAACCAAACUCGUGGGGCAGAUCCAGAUCACACACACACAACAUUCGCCCUUUUCCGCUCACAUACUAAAAUUUCAAACUCAUUCUUCUGUGAGUGAGUCUAAGAGUCCUUUAGCAUAAUAGUAUAUGCAAACAACCUAAAAAAUAUGCAAUUGCUAAGACUAAUUGCUACUUCAGCUAGCGUUUGCAUGCAUCCCAAACCAUCAAUUUUGCAUCUUGCAACAGUAAAGGAUUCAAGUUAAAAGUCAAGCAUCCUGCUGAAUAGCGGCACAACUCCAAACAAGCUCUUGCACAAAUUUAAAAGGUAGCUGUGACAAAAUCAAGCUGAGACGCCUUGUUGAUCCAGACCAGUGUGCAUUCUAGCCAAAUCCGAAAGUUAAGGCAAAUGCCCGCACGCUUGGCGUUUCACAGCACGUGCAAGCAUGUUGUCGUGCUUCUCCGACUGUGGGUUAUUUGUUGUGGCACUCCAUUAAGAAUAGGACAAUCGCGACAAUAGUUUUGGAGUGGGCACCGGGGGGCUAGAGCCAUUAGCGAAGUACGGCAAGACAAAGAAAAGACAAAGAUUCAGUUUACGCCGUUGUACUGCGUUGUCGCUUUCCAGUGGGAAGGAGGUUAAAGAAAGUUGGAUGCCAGAACGGGUGAACGGGAAAAACUGAAAGUCAAAAAGGUAGCUUUCGCUCUGAUGAGAGUAAGGGAGAAAAAAAAAAAAAAAACAUGGUGCCUUGAAAAGGUUAAAGCAGGAAGUGGAUUUGUUAACGGAAUGGCACUGUGCUACAUUUGUGUAAAUAACGAGAAUAUUGAUGUUGUUGGAGCGGAUAUUUUACGACAUGCUGUAUACAUGGACGUUCAGUCAUAAUGAGUCUUUUAUAUAUUUUCUUUGCGUACAGAGAGAGAAAGAGAGGAAAAAAAUAACAUUUUUUGUAUCUCUAUAUUACAUUAUAUCUAUCUACAAUGAAUGUUCAUAAUGUAAAUACACUGUUUUGCGUAGUAUUCACGAAAACAGACAAAUUGCGUGUAAAUUAUGUAAAAAAAGAAAGGGAGACGAGCCGUAAAUUAUUACCGAGGAGGACGAGAAACCAAAAGAAUGAUGCUAAAGUAGAAGACAAAGCCCAGUGGUACUUUGAGUCAAUCCAGUCACAGCAGAGUUAUGUACUUAGACUUGUACAUAGUACUGUAUGUACUCAUCGCCGACUCCCUGCCCUGUACAUAUUAUCAAAGGUUAUAUGCAGUCCCAUGACACGUUUACCGGUUCAAGCAGCAAUCUAAACAACAGUCUCAGAAUUGUCUUAAUAAAAAAAUUUUAAAAUGCAUGCCAAAUAUAUGCAAUUUUUACAGUUUCAGUGCUCAAGCGUAGGUGGCGGCUUCAGGCCGAGAUCCUAGUUCAAACCCCAGGUGACUGCGUCCCAAACCUUCGAAAGAAAAAUCUUGGAAUCGAAACACGCUCAAUAUCCUGGCGACCGACCUAAAAAUUCUUCGCAUUCUCAUCAUACCGGCACUGUCUGGCAGCGUUUCUUUCGCCUAAAAUGGGCCAAACGAGUUGAAACGGAAACGAGACGUCUUGGAGGUCUCGCAACGGCCUUGCACAUCGUUUCUCGGCGCGGCUGGGAUCCUAGAAACAGCAGUCGCAAGGGGUUUGCGAACGAGGAACGGUCUGAUAAGUUUGGUUGACGAGUGCAUUAGGCCGGUUUAACCCUGGGCGCCUUAUUUCCAUGGGAAGAGAAGAAAAUGAAGCGACAAAAGGUCAAGGCAAAGCACGGCUUGGCCGCUGAACGCGCCAGCCAAGCAACUUGCCGGCAGCAGAUUUCGUGGAGGUGCCAUUGCACCUCCGCUCGAUGCAAGUGAAUACUACCACACAGUGCGUGGUGUGAAAGAAAGAGAAAAAAAAGGUUUUUGCAAGGUUGUUUUUGUUUGUGCGGUACGUUUGUAGAGCCGUUAUGCUUGAGCGUUUGUUGGUUACCCGUGUUCGUGGGACAAAGGCGGCGUUGUUUUGUUGUGCAUCUUUUCGUUUCACCGUGCUUGCUCGCUAGAUUUGCUCCCGCUGCUCUUUUUGCUCGAGAUGUCUGUUGUCUGCCCGCUGUGCCACAGGUCUGAGAGACCGCGGCGCGCUCCCGCCCUCCCUUUGGUGUGUGCAAAACUGCGUGUCAUACUCUUUCAAUGUCUUUGGAUCCAGACCAUAACAUGUGUGUAAACGACUGUACAUACUACGGACACCGUCAUGUUUAUUUGAUUUUGAUCAUCUGACCUUUUAAGACUCAGUGUUUAGAGUACACCACAUUUAUUUUGUUCUGAAAGUUUAAAUAAAUGUCUCCUUAGAUAUAUUUACAAAA
Messenger RNA from Ixodes scapularis (black-legged tick), 6018 nucleotides. Its product is annotated as zinc finger protein 704. Gene Ontology annotation, biological process: regulation of transcription by RNA polymerase II. NCBI's taxonomy places the organism in Eukaryota, Metazoa, Arthropoda, Arachnida, Ixodida, Ixodidae. Gene Ontology annotation, cellular component: nucleus. Bases 66 to 1001 code for a protein of 311 amino acids. Gene Ontology annotation, molecular function: RNA polymerase II cis-regulatory region sequence-specific DNA binding; DNA-binding transcription factor activity. The record is from RefSeq and is a predicted model, not a curated record. The transcript has 6 exons.